Penicillium alfredii is the source of this 2190-nucleotide messenger RNA. RefSeq names its product kinetochore-associated Ndc80 complex subunit NDC80. Gene Ontology annotation, biological process: attachment of mitotic spindle microtubules to kinetochore. The coding region runs from base 1 to 2190 and encodes 729 amino acids. Lineage: Eukaryota; Fungi; Ascomycota; Eurotiomycetes; Eurotiales; Aspergillaceae. The record is from RefSeq and is a predicted model, not a curated record. Gene Ontology annotation, cellular component: Ndc80 complex. The transcript is spliced from 2 exons.
AUGUCGCAAGAUACCGGCUUGUUCAGUAUUCGACGCCCCCGAGAAACACUUGGGAGUGUGCAAAACUUCUCAUCUCUCCCUCAACCAUCUUCGGCGCUGAAACGCACGAGCUCCAUCGGAUUCCAAAAUGCGCCGUUUACCUCCCAGCACACCCGUUCUACCUCCCUGCUGAACUCCGCGAGCAGACCCCAGCAGCCCAAUUUUGCGCGCGCGUCAUCCGGGUCGUUUGCCGCCGAUGCUGGUCUCUCGUCGGUCCGUCGAUCUGUCUCGAGCAACAUGUUCCAUGGCGCUAGCGCUGGCCGACAAAGCUUCGCCCCUGGAUCGCUGCCUUCCAGUUCUGCUCCGCAAAACCCGCAGCGCCGGAGUAGCGUGUUUUCAAGACCAUCGACGGGUGGUCCUAUGGGGCACCAAUCUUUCUUUACUCAGGUCCCGACUGUAGCGGGUGUUCCCCGGGAUCCGCGCCCACUUCGGGACCGCUCGUUUCAAGCGCGCAUUGGGCAGGAAUUGUUGGAGUAUUUGACACAUAAUAAUUUUGAGUUGGAGAUGAAGCAUUCCUUGGGGCAAAACACCCUUCGCUCGCCGACGCAAAAGGAUUUCAACUACAUCUUCCAGUGGCUCUACCAUCGCAUUGAUCCAGGAUAUAAGUUCCAGAAGAGCAUGGAUGCGGAGGUCCCACCGAUCCUGAAGCAGCUGCGAUAUCCCUAUGAGAAGGGCAUCACCAAAUCUCAGAUCGCGGCCGUUGGUGGUCAAAAUUGGUACACGUUCCUCGGUAUGCUGCAUUGGUUGAUGCAAUUGGCACAGAUGAUGGACCGCUUUGUCCUAGGAGAGUAUGAUGAGGCCUGUGCCGAAGCAGGAGUUGAUGUCACAGGUGAUCGCAUCAUCUUCCGCUUCCUCACUGGGGCUUAUCACGAUUGGCUACAAGGUGGAGAGGAUGAGGACGACGACACGGCGGAGAAGCGAUUGGUUCCGCAUAUUGAGAGCAUGUCCCAAGAGUUUGCCCGAGGCAACGAACGCUAUGUGCAAGAGAUGGAAGCGCUAGAAUCGGAAAACCGGGCUCUUAGGGACCAGAUGGAGGAAAUGGAGAAGAACGCCCCGGACAUGGCCAAACUCGACAAGCACUUCCGGAUCUUGGAGGAUGAUAAGAGAAAAUUUGAGGACUACAACCAAAACGUCAAAGGGAAGAUCGAGAAGUACGAGACUCGGAUCAAGUUCCUGGACACAGAAAUCCAAAAGACCGAGUCCGACCUUGAGACGACCGAAGCUGAGCGUGCCGAACUUCAAGCAAGCGUUGAUCGCCAGGGCAUCACUAUCCAAGAUAUCGACCGCAUGAACACCGAGCGAGAGCGGCUUCAAAAGAGCCUGGAAGACACUAUGACUCGCUUAGAAGAGACCCAUGCUCGCGUCAUGGAGAAAGAGGCGGAGGCAAGCCAGAAAUUGGAAGAUCUGGAGCAGAUCGUGAAAGAGUACAACACUCUUGGGUACCAAGCGAGCUUGAUCCCCACGUCAGCCGAGAAUGCUCGAGGCCAAAACUACGAGCUCGGUCUCAACAUCAACGAGAACAACUUCUCCACGAGCCAAAUAGGCGGCGGCCCCAACCGGAUUUCUUCCGAUGGCGACCGCCUGCUGGCGGAGCCUUUUACGGGCUAUCACCCAGCACAUGUGCUGAAUCUGGAUCUCCGAGGGUCAAUUCGUAAUAGCCUGCAGUCGCUGCGCAAGGAGAUCAACGAACGGAGGAAGCGCGCUGUUGACGAUGAUCUUGACCGACGGAAUCUGCUCGACAAUAUCAAAGAAGCCAUGGACGAGAAGCGCAGCGAAGUCGAGGCACUGGAACAUCGGCGCCGAGCCGCGGAAGAGGAGUUUGAGCGCAGCAAAGAAAUCACCACGACGCAAAAGACGGCCUCGGAUGCCCAAAUUGAAAAGAUGGAGAAGGAGUUGGCCAAGAUGCGAGCUACCCUUAGUGAUAGUGUCCAGUUGAUGGAGCAACGCGAGAUGAACACCAACAUCGAGUACGAGCAGUUGACACUACGAGCCAACUCUCUGCGGGAGGAACUGCACACCAACGUGGAAACGAUGCUCAACGAUGUCAUCCGCUUCAAAGUGCACGUCCAGAAGGGUCUGGAGGACUACGAGAGCUUCGUGGUGGACGAAGUCGAACAAGAGCUGGGUGGCGACGCACAGUUGGAGGCAUGA